Acipenser ruthenus (sterlet) is the source of this 1908-nucleotide messenger RNA. Its product is annotated as hsp90 co-chaperone Cdc37-like. The record is from RefSeq and is a predicted model, not a curated record. The coding region runs from base 256 to 1389 and encodes 377 amino acids. Gene Ontology annotation, molecular function: heat shock protein binding; protein-folding chaperone binding; protein kinase binding. The transcript has 8 exons. Gene Ontology annotation, cellular component: cytoplasm. Lineage: Eukaryota; Metazoa; Chordata; Actinopteri; Acipenseriformes; Acipenseridae. Gene Ontology annotation, biological process: protein stabilization; protein folding.
GGGAAGUGACGUACAUGCUCUCGGCGGAAGGAAAGAUAUUUCCAGAAAGAAUCUGCGCUGCAAGCCUGCGAAGGAAGUAGCAACAACCGAGGAGGUCGUGUUUAAAAAAAACCUAGAAUAAACACUAAAAGCGGGUCUCUUUCUAGAACAGCAGUCCCCGAUUUGUAUCUGCAAAUCGACAGUGUUACCCUUUCGCAAACUAAAUACCUGCGUUUUUUUUAAGUGUGUGUGUGUUACAGUAAAUAAGGAUUGAAGAUGGUGGAUUAUAGCGUGUGGGAUCAUAUUGAGGUGUCCGACGAUGAAGAUGAUACACACCCUAACAUCGAUACAGCCAGUCUGUUUCGAUGGAGACACCAGGCGCGCAUGGAUCGGAUGGAGCAGUUCCAGAAGGAGCGAGAGGACCUGGAGAAGGCUCAAGGGGAGUGCAAGCGCAAGCUCUCGGAGGUGCAGAGGAAGAUCAAGGAGCUGGAGGUGUCGGGGACGGACGACGCCAAGAGCGAGCUCCAGAAACUGCAGCAGGAGCAGCAAGGGCUGAAGAAGGAGGAGAAGAGCUGCGACAAGAAGCUGGAGGAGCACCGCAAACAGGAGAAGAAGAUGCCCUGGAACGUGGACACGCUGUCCAAGGAGGGCUUCAGCAAGAGUGUCUUCAACGUGAAGCCAGAAGACAAAGAGGAAACGGAAGAGGAAAAAGAACAGAAGCAUAAAACCUUCGUAGAGAAAUACGAGAAGGCGAUCAAACAUUUCGGUAUGCUUCGCCGCUGGGACGACAGUCAGAAAUAUUUGUCAGAUAAUCCGCAUCUUGUCUGUGAAGAAACCGCCAACUACCUUGUCAUAAUGUGCAUCGACCUGGAAGUUGAGGAGAAACAUGCCUUGAUGGAGCAGGUUGCUCAUCAGACAAUAGUGAUGCAGUUCAUCCUGGAACUGGCCCGGAGCCUCAAAGUGGACCCUAGAGCUUGUUUUAGACAGUUCUUCACCAAGAUCAAGACAGCGGACCAGCAAUACCAGGACGCCUUCAAUGAUGAGCUUGAAGCCUUUAAGGUGCGGGUCCGGGAGCGAGCCAAGGUGCGGAUCGAGAAGGCGAUGAAGGAGUACGAGGAAGAGGAGCGGCAGAAACGCCUUGGACCUGGUGGGCUGGACCCUGCCGAUGUUUACGAGACCCUGCCUCUGGAAAUGCAGAAGUGUUUCGAUGACAAAAACAUUCAGCUGUUGCAAGAUGUUAUCAGUAAAAUGGACCCUACGGAAGCCAAGUACCACAUGCAGCGGUGCAUCGACUCGGGACUGUGGGUCCCCAACUCCAGAACGGCAGAGGAAGAGGGCGAUAAAGCAGAGGAGGGGGAUCCAGUUUACGAGGAGCUGAAGAAGGAGACGGAGGAGGAGGAGAAGAAAUAAAGAAAUGACUAAAUACAGACCUGUUGAAUUGCACCAGUUUUCUGAAGAUAUAGAUAGAUAGAUAGAUAGGGUCCCUGUUUGGUCAUGCACCGCACCCCCUCAUCCCCUCCCUCUCCAUGAGUAGCCUCAUCACUAUAUUGGCAUGUAGAUGCAGCCCCAUACCUAUGAAACCAUGAUUGUCUAUACUUUUGGUUCAUUCGCAAACCCCUCAGUUUGCCAGAGGAAGAAUUAUGUGUUUAGACUGAAAGUAAAAUAUACAGUACUUUUUUUUUGAUACAGUAUUUCGACUUGUCUUUGUGUCUGUGUUGCAUUGGAACAAACCAGGCGGCAUUUAUUUUCUUUUUUUUAAAGCACAAAGUUCAUUUUUUUAAUUCGUAGGCUGGUAUAUAGUAUUUGCUGUAUGUCUUGCAUUAAGGCACUUACUGGCUCUAAAUAAUAAGUUGGAAUCUGUUUAUUUGUUCAAGUCCAAAACACAGUUCUAGCUUGAUUUUAAUAAAAAAAAAUUUUAAUGACUCCUAA